Sipha flava (yellow sugarcane aphid) is the source of this 2053-nucleotide messenger RNA. RefSeq names its product solute carrier family 35 member C2-like. Gene Ontology annotation, biological process: UDP-glucose transmembrane transport. The coding region runs from base 505 to 1965 and encodes 486 amino acids. Gene Ontology annotation, molecular function: antiporter activity. NCBI's taxonomy places the organism in Eukaryota, Metazoa, Arthropoda, Insecta, Hemiptera, Aphididae. Gene Ontology annotation, cellular component: endoplasmic reticulum-Golgi intermediate compartment; cis-Golgi network; Golgi apparatus. The transcript has 4 exons. The record is from RefSeq and is a predicted model, not a curated record.
AUACAAAUCAUGAUAAAGUAAAUAGUAAUUUAGUAAUUUAUCAUGAUACAAAUAAUCUUAUAGACCAUGCAUUUAAAUAUAAGACUGAAAUCAUGUACAUUGUUUUUACGAAUCACGACUCGACUGUAAUAGUAUAAUCACGGUAUAGAUUAAAUCACGAUUAUAAUAUCUAGAUCAAAUAGUUAUGUCUAUAAUUAUAAAAAUUACCCGUGUACUUCAAAUAAAAGAUAACUUCAUUUACACAAGUCAGUUUGUUUAUGUUCAUUCACGUAUCAUACGACAUUAAUAACGAGGUAUUUUCUAUAAUUUUUAUGAAGAAACUUCAUCUAUAAACGAUUGAAAUUAGAAGUACAGAUUAACUGUGAUACAAAUCGGUUUAUUUUAAAAGUAUAAAAUCAUUUUGUAUUUUAUUUAAAAUUUUCAUAUAUUCAGAUAGUUUAUGCAUCAAUUUUUCCGAAACUACACAUUAUAUUUUAAUUGUUGAAUCAUUGUGAGUUAAUAGCAAUGUCUUCGAAAAGUUCUAAGAAAUUUGAAUGUGAUGAGUGUAUGAAAACUUUCUCAAAGAAAAACAAUUUGAAUGAUCAUAUUUUGGCCAAACAUUCCAACGUAGAGAAGUAUGUGUGUUCAAUUUGUAAAAAAUCGUUUUCUUAUAAGCAAUCAUUUAACCGGCAUAUGAAUGUACACAAAGUAGCAAUUUCUGUGUACUCAUGUUCUGAAUGUGGCUACAGUUCACGGUUAAAAUUCAUGUUAACUCGACAUAUUAAAAGUGUUCAUCUGAAUGUAAACAAUAGUAUUUUAAAUGUAUCAUGUGUGUUUUGCAAUCAACAUUGCUCCAAAAAUAAUUUAUCUACACAUUAUGUACUUUGCCAUCAAACUGAAAUAGUUAGCGAAAAGUUAAAGUUUGAUAGUUUAGAUGCAUUUUAUGCAUGGAAGUAUGAAGUUGAAGAUCAAGAUAUUAGUAGGUUUGUUAAAGCUCGCACAACUUAUGUCGGUGUAUCUGGUUCAAAGCAUUUGUUUUUUAAAUGCCAUCGUGAUGGAAAAUAUAAACCCAAAGGCAAAAAUAUUAGAAAGCUAAAAUCACUAGGUACGAAUAAAAUUGGUUCUCAUUGUCCAGCUAGAAUGGAUGUUAUGGUUGAAGGUAAUGAAGUAAAUGUUAUGUAUAUCAAAACACAUGUUGGUCAUGAUUUAGAACCAAAGCGAUUAACUUUAGCUAAAACUGAAAAAGAUUUCCUUGCCAAACAAUUAGUAAUGCCCAAUACUAAUUAUGAAGAUAUUUUAAAUGUCGCAAAAACCUUAGAUUCAUCUAGUCGUUUACAUCAUUUAACCAAAAAAGAUUUAGUUACAAUUAAAAGUUCUUUAAAAGAAACAACAAAAAAAAUUAAUAUUAAAAUACCUGAAAAUAAUGAUAAACCAAAUGACUCCUUAGAAAUAAACAAUGUUUUUGAUGGUGAUUUAGUAGCUCUGUUUGACGUUCAAAAUCAUGAAAAGUCAUCACUUAUUUUAAAUUCAACAAAUGAUGAUUUAGAAUCAAAAUCUGUAAAACAAGAUCUUGUUAGUAUUAGUGAUACCUUGCUAACUUCAAAUCAUGUUGAAGAAAAAAAUAGUUUUACUAAUAAACUUGAAAAUAUGUAUGAAUUAAAUAAUUUGAAUGUUGAACAACAAAUAAUAGAAUCAAAUGAGCAAAUACCAAUUUUAGAAUUUAACCCUCAUAUGUUAGAUAGUAAUCAAGUGUUAGAUUACCAACAAGAAUUGACAAUUAUUGAAAAUGAAAGACUGAGUAUAAUGGAGAAAAUGAAGUUGAUAGUAAAUCAAAUUACUUGCAAUGAUGAAUUUGCCAUAAUACAUCAAGGUUUGAUGAAUAUAAUGAGUUCAAUUGAUGAAAGAAGGAAUGCAAUCAAUCAAGCAGUACUUAAUGGAGAUUUAGAUAAUAUAGUAAUAUUUGAUGAAAGUAUUUUACAAAAAUAAAAUGUUCCAUUUUCCUUUGCUUGUUGUUUCAUGUCAUUUGGUGUUCAAAUUUUGUGCAUCAUUAAUUUGCCGUUAUGUAUACCAUAAA